Pediculus humanus corporis (human body louse) is the source of this 453-nucleotide messenger RNA. Its product is annotated as mitochondrial import receptor subunit TOM20, putative. Bases 1 to 453 code for a protein of 150 amino acids. Gene Ontology annotation, molecular function: transmembrane protein transporter activity. Gene Ontology annotation, cellular component: mitochondrial outer membrane translocase complex; mitochondrial outer membrane. Gene Ontology annotation, biological process: protein targeting; protein import into mitochondrial matrix; tRNA import into mitochondrion. NCBI's taxonomy places the organism in Eukaryota, Metazoa, Arthropoda, Insecta, Psocodea, Pediculidae. The transcript has 3 exons. The record is from RefSeq and is a predicted model, not a curated record.
AUGAAUUCAAUUUUGGGCCUUGCAGUUGGGGUUUGCGGACUGGCAUUUUUAGGUUAUUGUGUGUAUUUUGAUAAUAAAAGGAGAAAAGAUCCGAAUUUCAAGAAAAAAUUACGUGAACGUCGAAAGGCAGCUAGAGAAACAGAAGAUGCUGCUAUAAGAAAUAAAAUUCCACCUCUGAAAGACAAUGAAGCCCUACAAAAGUUUUUCCUUGAAGAAGUACAUUUGGGUGAAGUAAUGUUGGCCCAGGGAGAUUUUACAAACGGAGUCGAACAUUUGGCUAAUGCUGUUGUGGUUUGCAGUCAACCACAGCAAUUACUCAAUGUUUUAAGCAAUACACUUCCACCUCAAGUGUUCCAGUUGCUUAUACAACAAAUAGCAAUUACUGGUAGACAGCGGCCUCAAUCAAGCUUUGGUCCACAGAUAUUGGGAUUGGCAGAAGAGGACGUCGAAUGA